CUAAAAUGAAUAGGAUAAUAUACAGUCAUGAGCCAAAUCGCUAAAGUUAUUUUACCAACAUCGUGUCGUGAAGAACGUAUAAUCACAAGGCCAAUCGUCGAUUUAAAGCUUGUAAAGUGUAUUGGAGGAAAAGGUGGAGACGGCGCAGUUGUGUUCAGCAAACAUGGGCCACAUAGACUUUCUGGACCGGGGUUACCAGCGGGAGGCGCGGGUGGUAAGGGUGGAAAUGUAUAUGCAAUACCCAUGGAUAAGCAUGAUCAUAGGGUAGAUCUACGACACAUACCUGGUGCUGUUAAGGCUCCAGAUGGUACUAUCGGAAAUAGAUAUGCAUCUGGAAGACCUGGAAAUGAUGUAAAAUUAAAAAUGCCGCUUGGAACACUUGUAUAUAAGUUGGAACCCUCAUUUCUACACGACUCUGACAAAUGCUGGCGACAGCUUUGUUGGUCAUGGAAACGAAGUUUAAUCGCAGAUAUCAAUGAUGCCUCACAUAGUCCCAUACUCCUUGCAAGAGGUGGAUGUGGAGGUCGUGGUAACACUAUGAGAACUCCAUAUCAUGCUGAAUACGGAGGUGAAGCUGAUGAAGGGUAUUACGAAAUCGAACUGAAAUCAAUCGCAGAUAUCGGUUUAGUCGGUCUCCCUAAUGUGGGUAAAUCUACUCUUCUUUCCGCUAUGACAAGAGCCAACUCGAAAAUCGCUGCCUACCCCUUUACGACAAUAGCACCAUGCAUUGGAUAUAUCAUGUUCACGGAUGGGAAAAGCAUUAGUGUCGCCGAUCUUCCUGGCAUAGUCACAUGUAGAUUUACACAGGAUUUUUUUAGACAUAUCGAACGUACCAAGGCGUUGUUGUAUGUGAUCGAUGUAUGCAAUGCUACAUGUAGUUCCAUUGAGGAAAACUUUGCAUCGCUGAGAGAACAGAUACAUGUCCAUGGAUCAGGGUUAUCGGAAAAACCGUUCGUUAUUGUGGUAACUAAGAUGGAUGUUAAUCCCGCUGCUGCUGCAAAAAAUGUGGAUAAAUUUUGCAACUAUCUAAAAACUAUCGAUUUAAAUACUACCGUUAUCCCAACGAGUGCAAAAUAUGGAUUGGGUAUAGCCAGUUUAAUUCGUUCUGUGCGAGGACUAGUAGAAACAUUUGCUAGACAGCUUGCUAAUAGAGUUAUUGAUAGAGAUGAUGAACCAUUGAUAUAAA
Molecule: messenger RNA, 1186 nt
Organism: Babesia bovis T2Bo
Lineage: Eukaryota; Apicomplexa; Aconoidasida; Piroplasmida; Babesiidae
Product: Obg_CgtA GTPase family protein
Exons: 7
Coding region: 28-1185 (385 amino acids)
Cellular component (GO): mitochondrion
Molecular function (GO): GTPase activity; GTP binding; magnesium ion binding
Source: RefSeq, a predicted model, not a curated record